AGCUCCGACAAUCGCAUGCACUCCGUCGUCUUUUGCUGCUGCUCGUGAACAUCGGCAAUUAUCUGAAUAGUUCGUCAACUCAUGGGAAUGCCGCUGGAUUCAAGUUGAGUUCCCUGUGGCAGGUGAUCGACCAUAAAGCCACGAAAGGAUCUUCGUCGCUCUUGCAUCUUCUUGCUAAGAUGGACUCGGAAUUACUAACUGAUCUCGAACAAGAACUGCCGAACAUUAACAGAGCGUCAGAGU
This is a messenger RNA of Cooperia oncophora, 243 nucleotides long. The record is from the annotation of a GenBank genome assembly. NCBI's taxonomy places the organism in Eukaryota, Metazoa, Nematoda, Chromadorea, Rhabditida, Trichostrongylidae.